AUUAUUGCUACAGGUACGAUUCGAAACGCGCAGAAAAACAACGUUUCUCAAUGCGACGUGGACCUGAUCUUUCAAACGAAGAGAGUGUGGAGCAAAUUGGGCGGUUAUAUCGUUCGAAGGAACGUCAGCUUAACCAGUGUCUUUCAACUGGAGUAUCAGCUACAAAGAAUGCCGAAAAAGGAGACCCUUCGACUCGAGCUGUCGUCUUUCAAUCGCUCGUUAAAACCUAUCACGCAUAAAACGGUCGAUUUGGAGUUGCAGUCUAGCGCGUAUCCUCAAUUGAACACGGAGAUAAAAGCGUCAUACAAACAGGCGCUUGGUCAGCUGGAGUUGCGCGCGGAAGUCAAUUCGAGGCCGCAUCUCAAGGACGACCGUCACAAGCUCACCGCUCUGUUGAGCGUCUUCUAUUCAAAGAUGUAUUUCCAAAAUCAAGAUACAAAAGUAAGUGCGUUGAUCGCCAUAACGAAACCCAUUCAAAACUUGGACGUUAAAAUUGGAAUUAAUCACUAUGCCGUGGUACCGGAAUCGAAGACGGACUUGGUGAUAGGAUACGCUCCAGGAAAGGAGAUCAGUCUGAUGGUGAACCUAAUAAUGCCUCGCGGUCUGACGUUCGUCAUGGAGGGUCACGUAAACUUGACAAUCCCAAAUUUUAACUCUAUGCUAGUCGACGUACGGAUCACCGAGAGAUCGAGGCGAACGUACGAGUUGGAUCUCGCUGGGACCUGGUUCAGUGGGCACAACAUGACAGCACGAGGCACUUACUCGGACAGAUCGAUCGCGACUGUAGUUAGUCACAGUUUGAAACUGAUUUUAAAAUCUCCGAGUUUCGUCAAUGAUUUCUUGAUAAAUUGCAAGCUGUAUCGAAACUACAGCGACGUUAGGAUCGAUCUGCACGUAGAGCAACUGGACCAGGAUAAGUAUGCCUUCAUCUUGAAUCACACGGUCGUGACGCCCACGAAUAUCAUAUCGUACGUCGAAGGAAGAUACAAGGGGAACGUGUACUCGGUGACGACCGAGAUCGACACGCGACGAGAAAUUCGUAUGGAGAUACAUUUGGACAAAUGGCGAGACGUUCACUUGGCAUUGAGCGGUAUCAACGACGGCAACAGGAAGAGAUUUGGAGCGGAAGUGAAGUGGGACGCGAAUCGAGAUCCAGCGUUGAAGCUGGCGUUCUUCUUCUCGUUGGAUCACCAGACGGUUCAAUUGCCGGCUCUUUCGAAUUCGGAGGAACAGCUGGCUGAACAGAACGUUAGUACGAUGGUCACCUUGACCUAUCCCGGUCGCUUUGUCGUUUGUUCCUGUCACGUGACCGCGCGCGGGUACUACGAUUACGUCGUCGAUGCGGCGGUUGAUUGGAACCCGGAGGAAACGAUCAGACUGUUCAUCGCGACGGAAUACAACGUGAAAUCGUGGAUAAAGUCGGUCAGUCUGGACACUCGGUUGCUCAUGCCGUUUGAGAAUUGGAAGAAAACGGCUUUGAGCGUUAGGUACGAGCAGGAACGAAACAGGUUGAAAUUAGACGGCAGCGCUCACUGGAGGGAUUCACAGAAAUUGAUCGCGGAGUUAGAAGGGAUUGUUGCGGAACACGAUAACAUCAAAGAAUGGAAAGCCAAUUGUGGAAUAAGCAGCUCCGUGCAUGACAUUUCAUCAACCACUGUAAACAUUACUCACAAGAUAGCCCAUUCCGAAACUGCGGACACUCGUCUACUAAUUAAAUACCAUCCUGACAAGGUGAUCGACGCCUGGAGUAUUUGGUAUCUGGACAAGGAAUCCGACGACGUUUUCAAUCUGACCGGCAAUCUGCAUCUCGAGUCACCGGUGACUCGCUACAAAGUGAACGACCUGAGGUGCCAGCUGCAAGUGUUGCCUGACAGCAAGUUCUUCGGGGCGACUAACUUGAAUCUGGACAGGAAAACUUACACUGGUAAACUGAUCGGUGAUCUUCGUCGUCUGAGGGAAUCCAUGGUAGAAUUCAACGUCACCACUCCGUUAGAGAAGUUUGCCUUCGUUCGCGGAAGAUUCGGUUUCUCAGAGAGUAACAGACACGCAGUCGCGGAGGUGCUCACUCCAACGAACUCCAUCGGUUUCGAGGUGUUGUGCCAGUUCUUUACGCCGCAUCACGACUUCAACGUUCGACUGUUGCUCGCCACGCCGUUGGAAAUACUUCAGAAGUUACUUCUGAUCGCUAAGUUGAACGACCGAGAGGCGGAUUUCCGGGUCGGGUACAAUCGUAUAACAGCUGGUUUCCAGGGUGUCUGGCGUUAUCGGAACAUCACCGAUUUUCAUUAUAGUUACAUACUAUUCACGCCUGUCGAAGGAUUCGAGGAAACCGGUAUAGUUACCAAAUUAAUUCUGACGCGCACCGAGGACGACUAUCUCGACGUCGAUACAGAAUUCUCCAUAAGAGUGUCGGACGAGAAGUUCAGCGACAUGAAGCUCGGCGUUAGAGCCAGGGCUGGUUCAAAGCCUGCGCCGGUUACUAUACCGAUUAAAUCGCCGAUCGUCCCGGCCAAUCAGACGAAAAUCGACGACACAGAACUGACAACGGAGAGAAACGAGCUGGAUCAACUGUCAGAGGACUACGACGAACCAAGCAGCCUCCAUUGGCACGGAGAGAUCGAGAUCUAUCCCGUGAUUAUCGAGCCCAUAAAGGGAGAGCUGGAUGCGGAUAACGAGGGACCGACUUACAAAAUCGCCGGUGCAUUGCAGUAUUUGCAAAGGAAGAAAAUCCUGCUGGAGGACACGUUCUGGAUGGAGGAUCUCUUCAACAUGAAAAACGAGUUGAACCUGAUAGUCCCGUUCGAGUUCUUCAACGAGAUCGUUUGCUCGAACGCGUUCAUCGUGAACAUGGAGAAUCUCAAUUACAAGAUGGAAGCGAUCGUGAACGUGCGCAGAAACGCGACGUGGUACGAGACCGGAUUGCACGCGACCUACGUCUACCACGAGAGCGAAGUGGACGACUCGCAAUUGCACGUGCUGCACUUGAACGUGAAGACACCGAUAGACUCUCUGAGAUUUAUCAACACGAACACCAGCCUGGACAUCGACGAGAACUUCUACAGGGCUAAGGUCGGCAUCCGCGCGCCGGACAGCGUCGUCGAUCUGUUUGGAUCUUUGGAGACGGAGGAGACGUUACUGGACACGGUGCUCACUGUCGAGAUCGACACGCCGUUGCUGAAAGUGCCGAGAUCCACCGUCACCGCGAAACGAGACUUCACUGUGAAAGAGAGGUACGCGAAGAUCAGCUGCGACAUUGGCGAGCCUGUCGGGCUCUCGCUUCAAUCGAGCUGGUACGCGAAAGACGACAAGGUGAAAGCGUUCCUCGUCUUCAAGUCUUGGAUAGAGUCGAUAAGGAACGUCGAAGUCCAAGCUUCUUACUCGAACGCGAUCGCGAGCAACGGCACCGCGAGCUUGAACGUUCUGGCGAGACAUCAACUUGACCGACAGUACAAAUUACUCGGUAACUACAGCGACAGCGUGAUCAAGGCCGAAUUGUACACGCCUCACUCGAACGGGAAGCCGCAUUUCGAGUUCCAUGGUAACUCGAUGAAGGAAAGCGAUGUUCUCCACAGAUUCAACGGUCAGCUGCGAGACCAUUUGAACUCGAGCGUGCACGCCGUUUCCGGUGUCAUCGAACUAACGAAAAAUGGUACUUUACGAACGUUCGAGGCGACAGUGCAGCAGCCGGAGAUCGGCCAAGAGAACAAUUUGGUUGUGAAACUGAAGAGGGAGAAGUACGGGUUGAACGCUGCGUUGAUCAGUCGUACGAUCAAUGGAUCGUUGGACGCGAAUCUCGUGAACCCUUUGAACUGGGACGUGAGAGCACGCGCGAAAUUGUCGAAGCCAUCGGACCAGAAAGAUGAUCACGCGACGAUCCGGUUUGUCUCGUACAUGAACGUUCAGGUGAACGACAACACGACGCUCUACGUUCACGCGGAAACACCGUUGCCGGACGUUCGGAACGUUACUCUAGCCGGCAGCAUGUUGAUGUCGAACAACAGCGGUGAUGUUCGAGCGAAUGGCUGGCUGAACGAGCACGCUCGACACGUGGUUCUCCAAUGGAAGUUCAUCCACAUGGCGGAUAUGUUUGGACGAGCGUUGAUCGGAUCCGAGGGGCCGACGGAUCUCGACAGCAAGCUGUUCGACGGCCGACUGUUCUUCAAGAAUCCCCGCCGUGCGUUCAGAAACGUCGACGUCGGCUUCGACCUGGACGUCGACCGCGAAAAGUGGAAAUUCGGAGCGAACGCCACCGUUGGAUUCCGAAACCACGAGAACAUCGACGGGGUGUUCGCCGUUAGAUUACCACCGCCUAACAACGACGAUCAUCGCAUUCUCAUCAGCUAUCACGCGAACCAAGGGAUGAAGGACGCAUCGUACGUGAUCGGUUACAACGCCGUACGUGCGAAAACCAACUACGCCUCUGACGGUUCGAUACACAUGGGCAUGCGGGACAUCAACGGACACUUGCGCGCCUCCUGGGGUAUGUUGCCCGUUCAGUCUGUGAACAAUCUGUUGAACAUAAGCUUCGACAAUAAAGAGGUGGAACUGAAAUACUCUCUGUACACUCCAAAAUUCCAGCAACAGGAGACGUUGGUCCUGUUGUUUAAUUACGACGGUACGCAAGACACGGAGAGACGGUUGAUAAACGGCGAGGUUUAUUGCCCGGCAAGCACACGGAUAGCCUCGGCAAAUGUGUCCUACGAGAGUUUGUUGAACGUGAACGGUACGAUAAACACCGCCUUCCCUGUGGCGAACGUCUCGUCGCUGGGAUGCCAGUUCAUCGUGCUCACCACUCUGCAGCGGAACAAAAGAUACGCGAAGCUGUACUGGCCGCGCAACACCGCGAUAGUAAAUUCAGAUUACAAUUACCAGAGCGAGAAUCUGAACUCGGAUCUCGAGGGGAUUUUGCACGCCGAGGUCCCCCUAAAUACGCGUCACGUCGGCCACUUGACAUACGGCUACAAGAAACGACCGCAAACGACGACCGGUUACGCGAAACUGACUUACAACGGCCAGAAGGUGCUUCACGGUCAGUACAAUUCGAAGAGCGAGUCGCGGGCCGGCUUCGACAAGGAUCGCACUCAAAUCACCGUCGAGAACAUGUACAAACCAAUAGGCAUUAUCUACGUGUACCAAUACGAGUACAGCGCGGGGAACGCAGGGACUAAUUUGCCGACCGUCGAGUUCAAGCACGUUCAUCUGUACCGAUUGGAUAACAGGACGGCGUUGAACGUGACUGGCGAAUCGAGGAUCAGAACGACGCACACUGGCCAGGAUAUCCAUUUGAAGGCGGUACACUUGAACAAGACGUUGCAAUUGAAAACCGAGUACGAGGUGCUGCCGGGCGAGUUCGACCAGACCAGCUGGCUAAGCUUGGCCGAGGACGCCUGGGUUUCCUACAGCAUCAACAUCUUGAACAAAACCACGGACGAGGUGGGCAAUCAAUUCUUGGCUCUGAAUGUCUCCUACCCCCGGAGAAAUUUCAGCCUCGAUGGCUCUUACUGGAUCAGCAGCGAACAGUUGAACUCUGUGUUGAAACUGGACUGGGACCGGGAGACCACGAGGCCUCGAACUGUUGGGGCGUUGUUCAACUGGACGAGACUUCCGCCGGAGGAUGAUGGCAUGCAUCAUAGAGCGACCUUCGUUUUGAUCCAUCCGAGUUUCCUGAAAGAAACCUCUUUGACCGGCGAGAUGAAGGCCGACGGUUCCAGAGACUCGGUGGAUGUCCGCCUUGUCGCUGAUUAUUCUACUGAUCCAAGCAAGUUGUUCCAAUUCUCCGCGUCGUACAGAAACGAAAGUGAGCCGUCGUCGGCUUUUAAGAAGCAUUCUUACAAGAUAGCGGGUAAUCAUCCAAGUACGAGAUUCGAUCUAGAUGUCCAAGGAUUUCUAUACGAACGUAAUAGUUCGCUGUUCGAGAUGGUGAAUAAUGGACGGUACAACCGUAGAUUCACGACCAGAGACGCGGGGAAAUUUAACGCACGAUUGGAUCUCGAUCACGACGAGUUGCUGUUCCAGCGAGAGUACAACGACGCAGUGAAGUAUCUGAACGUUCGGUAUUAUUCGUUCGAUCGUAAACAUGUCGUGAACGGUAGUGUAAUAAAUACUCCGGAUUUAAAUGCCACCGGUGCCUUCUUCUUCCAUCCGACUGAAAAAUUAACGUGGAUGAUGCUCAACUACACCCCAGACGCUGUGGAGAGUUUACGAAUGUACGGUAAUAUUCCUGACGCUCGAAAUGCUGUGUUCGAUAUUUGGAGGACGUACGAGGAGGAUUUCACUGUGUCAGAUGUUUCUUUCUACUUGAAGCUCAAUCAUUCCCGACUAAUCACCUCCACCCUACGCUGGAGACCCGAGCUUAAGGCCGACAUCAUUGCUCUUGUGAAGAAUACAGCAAUGGAUACAUACAAUGGCAUAAACAACGAUAUCUAUUAUUGGAAGCAGUAUAUUAAAAUCGAAACUGUGAACGUAAUUUCGGAUGUUUGGGAUGAUGCUCAAUCGGAUAUUCAAGGAUUUAUCGAUGAUUGGAAGUGGGUAUUACCAACAAACUGCGUACAUCAACUUGAAGGAGCUUGAGACGGACUUCGAGGAGUUGAAGAUCUAUCUAAACAAAUCGUACAACGCGAACGACUUUUACAUCAAGGAUAUCGUCCUCUUCGGAUCGUAUAUGAUCGACGAGCUGUCGCUACGAAGUCACAUAGAGUCUUUGCCGAACAUCCUAAACGAGAUAUGGGAGUUGAUGGGCGAAUCCGGGCAAGCGAUCAGGAAUUCUAUAGUCUGGGUCGUCGAAACGAUCAAGAGCGCGUUGAACAAAAUCCCGGAGAUCAUUGCAGCUAUUUUAAGGGGUGACAUGAUCUCUCAAGUGGCCAAUAUAAUUGACGGUCUGCUGGAGAAGUACGACAAGUUCGUGAAGGAUCUGCACGUGUCGUUCAUCAAGUACAUAGGCAAUCUUUGGGGACAGAUCUCUCAGUCGAUCUCCCAACAAUGGAAUCGAUUUUUACUGAUGAUAGAGCCGACAUUCAUUCGUUUCAUUCACUAUCUGGAGACGGUUGUUUGGAAAGCGAGCAAGGAAAUCGUUGACUUCCUCUACGAUCGGAGGAACGAUCUCAUCUCCUCUCCUUACUUCGAUCGUUUCUCCAAUUUCACCCAAGACAUCGACAAGCUUUAUCGCGACAUCAAGGGCAACGAUAUCAUAACGAACAUUCAGAAGUACGCGAGUCUGACGAUACAGUUCUUGAAGGUCAGAUACUUCACGUUCGUGCCAUUUGGCAAAGAAUUGAAGGACGUGGCCGACGAGAUCGUGACCGAGCUGAAGGAAUUGCAAAAAUUACCGAAUAUACGUUACGGUCUGGAGAAGAUGCAACAAGUGUACGAUAGAGCUUGCUACAUUUACGAAUACUUCGAGAUACGCGCCAAAGUGGAGAAUCUUAUCCGACUGAUACAUUUGAAGUUAAUAGAUGUUAGUCAGACAGCUCUCCAAGCUGAAAGCAGAUACCGUGAGGCCAAAACGAAGUUCAUCUUCGAUCCUAGAGAAGGCUUGAUGUGCCUGGAACAGAAGUUCCCCAUGUCUUGGCACUCGUUCAAUCAGACACCAGAGUUUCACGAGAUACCUGAAUUCAGAACAAUCUCCGACGCCAGUUCGUAUUUCACGUCCUCGGACAUGAGUUUCUGGAGGCUGUACCGGUACAAACUGUACAUGGACCCGUUGAAUUGGCUGCCGCCAUUUAGAGCACAAGCAAUGAUCAUUGGUUUGCAACAUUUCAUUACCUUCGAUGGGAGACACAUAGAAUUCAUGGGGCCUUGCACAUACUUAUUGGCCCGCGAUUUUGUGCGAGACACAUUUGCCAUCCUCUUGGAAUAUCAGCAACAAUCUGAUCGAGUUACGCACAAAAUUAUCGUAUUACUCGGGAAGGAUAUUCUCGAACUCGACUUCUUCAAUGACGUUAGUAAUGAUGAUAAUAACAAUAUAAUUAUUAACACGAUAUAA
Heterotrigona itama is the source of this 7981-nucleotide messenger RNA. The record is from the annotation of a GenBank genome assembly. NCBI's taxonomy places the organism in Eukaryota, Metazoa, Arthropoda, Insecta, Hymenoptera, Apidae.